Molecule: messenger RNA, 4142 nt
Organism: Rhinolophus ferrumequinum (greater horseshoe bat)
Lineage: Eukaryota; Metazoa; Chordata; Mammalia; Chiroptera; Rhinolophidae
Gene: KBTBD11
Product: kelch repeat and BTB domain containing 11
Exons: 1
Coding region: 650-2590 (646 amino acids)
Molecular function (GO): protein binding
Source: RefSeq, a predicted model, not a curated record
UGAGGUAUGGACUCGCCCCCAGGUGGACGGCGCGGACACAGCCGCCUCCGGAGGGCUGCUGAUGCAGGUCUGCCCUUCCAUAACGCUGAAUGACAAAUGGGAGUCACAAGAAAAAGAAAGCUUCCUGGGGUGGGUCUUUAAAAACGAAACAGUUUAAAAUCAAGGUUACAAAGUUUGACGCCAUCUCUCAGAUCUGCUGGUUUUCGGGGGCAGUGAUGUGAUGGAAUGUCAAGUAAUAAAGACUGACUCAGAGAGCGAGGGCGAGCCCUCGUUUGUCAGCUGCGCCUGACAGCCAGUCCUGCAGAGAAGGAACCACAGGUGAGCAGGGCCGUGGCCGCAGGACUGCCCUGUAUCUGACUGCGGCAUGCAGACCAAGCCACACAGACCUUGGCACAUGGCUAGCCAAGUGUAACGUUACCAGGUUCACAAGUUCCUGGGAGAGCGCAUCUGGAGCCGCACACCCUUUGCGGGAGAAGAGAGUAGGAGGGGCGACAGGGGCGCGGCGUGUGAGCAAAACCCAGAGUGUGGACACCAGUGAAAUCUGAUCGCGCGCCAGGAAGAGUGUGAGGCCCCAAAUGCCCCAGAGCAACCUCGACCUUGAGCGGCCCGGGGUCAUGGUGGUCUGCUGAGCCAGAGGCGGCGCGCUGCUAUGGAGAACCCGGUGGCCCCCUGCGUCCUCUACCCGGGGGACGACUGUGGCCGCAGUCCCGAGCCCGGGGGCGCCUUUGCGCAGGGAGCGUGCGGCCAGGCAGGGGCCCGCGGCGGCGCGCCGGAGGCUCCGGGAGAGGGCGGCCUGCAGCCGCCGGAUGCGGCCGGGGGGGAGGGCGCCGCGUCCCCGGCGCAGACACCCUGCAGCCUUAGCGCGUCCCUGUGCUUCAGCUCCGGGGACGACUCCCCGCCGCAAUCCCGCGCCUCCUCCGUGGAGGGCGCAGCGGCCUCUCCGCCCUCGUGUCGCAACGGCCAGCGGGUGGUGGAGAAGCAGUGGGAGGUCGGCAGCGCGGGUGCCGCCUCUCCCGAGGAGCCCGCGUUCCCGGAAGAACCCGCGUCCCCGGAGGAGCCCGUGCUCCCCGAGGAGUCCGGGGACUCCGCGCCUCUUCCUCCCGGCGUCGGGCCGGCGCACGGGGAGCCCGACCUGGUCAUCGAGGUAUCCGGCCGCCGGCUGCGGGCGCACAAGGCGGUGCUGGCGGCGCGCAGCGACUACUUCCGCGCGCGCGCGUCGCGGGACGUGCUGCGGGUGACGGGUGUGGGCUGGGCGGCGCUGCGGCUGCUGCUGGCCUACGCGUACAGCGGGCGCAUGGCGGGCGUGCGGCCCGACAACGUGGCCGAGGUGGUGGCCGGCGCGCGCCGCCUGCAGUUGCCGUGCGCCGCGCAGCGCGCCACCGACGCCGUGGCGCCGCAGCUGAGCCUGGCCAACUGCCUGGAGGUGCUGAGCGCGGCCAAGCGGCAGCGGCUGGCCGAGCUGCGCGACGCCGCCUACCGCUUCAUGAGCGACCACUACUUGGAGGUGCUGCGUGAGCCCGCCGUGUUCGGGCGCCUGUCGGGCGCUGAGCGCGACCUGCUGCUGCGCCGCCGCCUGCGCGCCGGCCGGGCCCGCCUGCUGGCCGCCGUGCUGGGGCCGGCGGGGGAGCGCGCGGGCAGUCGCCCGCAGAGCCCGUCGGGGGACGCGGAGGGCCGCGGCGAAGCCGCCGUCUACUGCUGGCACGAGGCGGCGGGCGAGUGGCGCGAGCUGACGCGGCUGCCCGAGGGCGCGCCGGCGCGGGGCUGCGGCCUGUGCGUGCUCUACAACUACCUCUUCGUGGCCGGCGGCGUGGCGCCCGCGGGCCCCGACGGCCGCGCGCGCCCCUCGGACCAGGUCUUCUGCUACAACCCGGCCACCGACCGCUGGAGCACCGUGCGGCCGCUGCGUCAGGCGCGUUCCCAGCUGCAGCUGCUGGCCCUGGACGGCCACCUGUAUGCCGUGGGCGGUGAGUGCCUGCUCAGCGUGGAGCGCUAUGACCCACGCGCCGACCGCUGGGCUGCCGUGGCCCCGCUGCCCCGGGGCGCCUUCGCCGUGGCGCAUGAGGCCACCACCUGCAACGGCGAGAUCUACGUGUCGGGGGGCUCUCUAUUCUACCGCCUGCUCAAGUACGAUCCGCGGCGCAACGAGUGGCAGGAGUGCCCAUGCAGCAGCAGCCGCGAGCGCUCGGCCGACAUGGUGGCGCUGGACGGCUUCCUCUACCGCUUCGACCUGAGCGGGGGCCGCGGCGACGCACAGGCGGCGGGGCCAGCGGGCGGGGUCAGCGUGUUCCGCUACCACUGCCUGGCCAAGCAGUGGAGCCGCUGCGCUUCGCACCUGCGGCCCCCGGGCGCGCCGUCCGGCCUGCAGCCCUUCCGCUGCGCGGCGCUGGACGGCAGCAUCUACUGCGUGAGCCGCGCGGGCACCUGGCGCUUCGUGCCCCCGCAGGACGGCGAGCCCGGCGCGGACGCGGACCCGGGUGGCAGCUUUGAGCCUGAGUCGCUGGGCGCCCCUUUGGACGUUCGGGGUGCGCUGUUUCCCUUCGUGCUCAACCUGCCCGAGAAACCGGACAAAGGCGAGGAGGGCGCCGCGUAGGGCGGGCUGGGGUCACCUGGGCGUCUCCCUCGGCAGCCCUGGGUCCGGGAAGACCCCUUGGGCUGAGGUUUCCCCUGGGAAGGGGGGUGAAGGGAGUGGAGGAGGGGAGAGUCGUGGGGUAAGCCGCUGGCUACCUGCUCGUUUAAACGUUCUGAAGUUAGAAGCUUGUUGCGGGGCCACCAAGACUUUUUGCAAUGCUGUUUAAGGUCCGCUUCCCUAUUGCCCGUUCCUUUUGCUUCGCUUUGCUUAAUGGGGUCAUGUGUAAGAUGUAGGGCAGUGCAAAUAGGUAGCCUGACAGGUAAGACACCGGAUACCCGAAGGAGAAGGAAAUGGAGUCAAAAGAUGAUACUUCAAGGUGGGUGGGCGGGCCAGGGUGCACUCAGGGUGUACUGGGGUGUAUUCAUGAUGUACCUAAGCUGUAUUCACGGCCGAGGGUUUGUGGGGGGGUUCCCAAGAUGUAUUAGGGGUGCAAUGGCGCCCGAGUUGAGUGGACAGGAGGCCAGACUUGGGAUUUUGUGGUACCUUUGCUUACAGCACCAUGAGGGGAGAACGUAAAGUAGGCCCACGUGAACUCUGUUAGCAGAACCACUGAAAACAGGCACACGUGUUUUGGCUUGUGGUUUAAAAUGAUGACUCUCAAAUAAAGAUCUUAAACUCUUUCUAACUUAGUUAAAAAAUUCUUGCCACCACAUGCUUAAGUUUUGGUUGGCACAAUUCCACAUGUAAUCAGCAUUCACAGAGAAACCUUUGAUUACCAAUAUCUCCUGUCCAGUAAGCUUUGGCGUGUUCCCUCUGCCAUCCCACCGGCACCACAGGUGAGGUCAAACCCUCACACCCCGGAAGAGCAGCUCCAGCUCACUGUUCAAAUGAAAUGGGUUUAACAUUUUCAAGUUAAAGUAUGGUAAUAAUUACACUCAUGUUACAGUAAUGAUUUAGUAUUGUUUGCAUUUUAAAGCUUGGGUGAGUAAAUGUGUACCAAAGGGCUUGUCUUGGAGAGGAAAAGCUGACUGCUAAGGGUGCUUGUCUAUGUUAACCCUCGAUAGCCAUGAAAUACGCUCAACCAGUCUCAUUAUUUUAUGAUGGACUCAAAGAGAACGACCCACCUCCCCCAACAAGGUUAAAAUCAUUUGUUUUAGACAGUUCUGAAGACAAACAUGCAGGAACCUUUUGAACCCACAACUUAGGAUGUUUUAAAUAUGUGUUAAGUAGUUCUGAGGAGGGAAACUCAACUUGGAAAACACCAUUCUAAGAACACGAAGCAGGGUGGCAAUGAGCACUGAGGGGAAAUAACAUCAAACGGCAGGUUAGCAGCUAAACCACAUUUUGUAAUGGUGAAUUCCAAAAUACCAUAAAAGAAUUAACAUGACACUCACUACUUUGAUAGGGCACAAGGAUUAAAAACAAAUCAGUUGAUCUCUCCUCACUUGUUACAACAUUUUAAUUUUCAAAUAUGAACUGUUAGUGUGGGGAACAGAGUCCCAGAGAGCAGUUUCCAGGCUCUCGGCCUCACGUGGGAAGGUGCUGGCUCGGGCAGUAGAUGGCCGUCAGCUGU